This is a messenger RNA of Columba livia (rock pigeon), 5576 nucleotides long. RefSeq names its product HIV-1 Tat specific factor 1 (gene HTATSF1). Gene Ontology annotation, cellular component: U2 snRNP; U2-type spliceosomal complex. The transcript is spliced from 9 exons. Gene Ontology annotation, biological process: mRNA splicing, via spliceosome. Lineage: Eukaryota; Metazoa; Chordata; Aves; Columbiformes; Columbidae. Gene Ontology annotation, molecular function: RNA binding. Bases 187 to 1542 code for a protein of 451 amino acids. The record is from RefSeq and is a predicted model, not a curated record.
CGGUCACCGGCUGCGUGAGGCAGAGAGGCCCCGCGCGCUCCCCAGCGCCGCCAGCGGGAGGGGCGGGGCCGGCGGGCCCCUCAGGCGGCGGCGGGUGCCCAGCCCCGCAGGCCCCGGGCCCGGUGCGGGCGUUUUGUCUCCGCCCGCCCCGCUCCUCCGCGCCCAGGCCCCGCCGAACGGGCCAGGAUGAGCGGUGAGGACGGGAACGAGGAGUUCUACCGGCAGCUGCAGCUCCAGCAGCAGUACGAGGCCAAGGCCGAGCCCGGCGGCGAGGGCGAGUCCGACCCCUUCACCUAUGUAGACCCGGCCGAUGGGGCCGCCUACGAGUGGGACCGGGAGAAGAAGGCCUGGUUCCCCAAGAUAACAGAAGAUUUCCUGGCAACAUAUCAUGCCAACUAUGGCUUCCAUGCAGAUGAUACAGACAGUUCAUCCACUUCUGGCACAGCAACUGAAAGUAAGCAGCCAGUAAGUUCGAAGACAACAGGAGCACAACCACCAGCAAAUGAGAAAGGACCACAGCAAACAGAUCCAAAACAAAAAGCAGAAAAACGGAAGCUUGAGCCAGGGUGGUUUCAUGUCGAAGAAGACAGAAACACAAAUGUUUAUGUGACUGGUUUACCUCCAGACAUUACAAAAGACGAAUUUGUACAAGUCAUGUCAAAAUGUGGUAUAAUUAUGCGAGAUCCUCAGACAGAAGAACACAAAAUCAAACUUUACAAAGAUAAGGAAGGAAAUCUUAAAGGAGAUGGCCUCUGUUGCUAUCUAAAGAGAGAAUCGGUUCAACUUGCAUUGAGACUUCUGGAUGAGGCAGAAAUUAGAGGCUAUAAAUUGCAUGUUGAAGUUGCGAAGUUUCAGCUGAAGGGGGAGUAUGAUGCAAGCAAAAAGAAGAAGAAAUGUAAAGACUACAAGAAGAAGUUGUCUCAACAGCAGAAACAGCUGGAUUGGAGGCCUGAGAAGAAAGACGGCGCAACUCGAAUGCGACAUGAACGCAUCGUUAUUAUCAGGAAUAUGUUUCACCCAAAGGACUUUGAGGAGGAUCCCUUAGUCCUAAAUGAGAUCAGAGAAGAUCUGCGGACAGAGUGUGAAAAGUUUGGUCAAGUAAAGAAGGUUCUCAUAUUUGAUCGACACCCUGAUGGCGUAGCUUCUGUGUCAUUUAAAGAACCAAAUGAAGCUGAUCUGUGCAAGCUGACUCUAAACGGAAGGUGGUUUGGCGGCCGCCAGCUCAGUGCUGAAACAUGGGAUGGUGUAACAGAUUAUCAGGUGGAGGAGACUGCAAGAGAAAGGGAAGAAAGGCUCAAGGUGUGGGGGUCGUUUUUAGAGGAUCCUGAUGCAAAGGAGCAGCAACCUACAGCUGAUUCUGAUUCUGCAACAAGUAGCGUUAAACAGUCUGAAGGCACAUCACCAUCAAAAGUUAAUGACACGUCUCAGGAUGUAAAUGAUGAAGCCCAUAAAAGGGAGAAUAAUGGUGAGGGCGUUGAUGAAGAUGGUGCUCCAUCCACAGACAGCAGCCUUGCAGGCAGUGAUGCUGAAGCAGAUACAUAACGUCUUUAAUGCUUUAGGAAAGCAUGGGUUUUAGGGUGAUGUUUGAGUUUAUUCCUUUUUUCUGGGUGACUGCAGACAACAUUCAUAUGAAUAAAUGCAUAUUAGGGUGUCAUCAACUGUGUGCUUUGAAGUUUUCAUUAAAAGCAGUAUUUAAUGAGGUUCUAAAAGUUUGUAUUAAUUGGCUGUUCAGGUAAAGUAACUCAAGUUGCCAAGAAUGCAGUAAAACUCAUCAGGCUUCUUUUGUUCUAACUAUGCUUGUCAGUGUUUCAUUAUGUAAGUGUGAAAUAUGUUCCAACCCUUAAGUUUAUGUAGCUAUAUGUAACUUAAGUAAUGCAGAGCUAUUACAAGAUUUGUGGAUUUUACUGUUAAUUUUCCUGUACCCCUUGGAACUUGAUGUCUCACGCUUAAAAAGGAUUCUUGUCCUGAGAACUUGGGAUCAUUUUAUGGAGCAGAUGGUGUGACACAUAUAGGGUGAAUGCAUUGGAUGUGCUGCUAUGCAUUAAGUAGCAAAUGAAAAGUGCAGUACCAAGUUGAAAACUUGAAAACAAACAAGGUUGCCGUAGCCAACAUAAGGCAAAACUGAGUGAAGGUACAUUAUUAAAUCCUGACAUUCAGCAAAUUAUUUUGUUCUUCCCCUGUUUAGAUUUUCUGUUGACGUUUAGAUCUUCCAUUGAGGCUGGAGUUAUGUCAAGGAGACUAGAAAUGCACGAGCACACACAUUCAAGGCCAGAAUGAAAUCAGAUUGAUCUUUAACUCUCAUGGUCUAUAUGCUGUAGGUUUGCAAAUAGGCUUUUGAUUGAUGUGUUGUUGGCUUUGUUUAGUCUUUGCUUUAAUAUUAAAGGUUUUCAUUUAACUUUGUUAGAUGAUGAGUGUGAAUUCUCUUCAGCAUUUUAGUUUAGCCUUAUGUGCCCUUUGAAGUGGGGAGAAUCUCCCAAUAUUUUUGACAACUUGAACUACAGUGCAAAAGUUAGAAUACUUGGAAAUGUGCUUUCAAAUAAUAGUCUUUUAUAUGGAAAAAGCAAAUGCUGGCCCUCACAGAAAUAUUUCCUAAAGCAAGGAUUUAGAAGACAUUCUAACUUCGGAUAUCUUAAUAAGUGUCAGGCUUUCAAAAAUAGAUUUGGGGGACCCAUUUUGUGCGUAGUCAUUCUUAAUUUAGAAUCCCAUUAUCUUGAUACCUAAGGAUAAAAGAAUAUGGAUAUAGGCAUUGAACAGUUAAAAUAUCAGUGCUAGAUUCAUAGCACGCUAUUCAUAUGGAUGGUUACUAGUACACAUUUGUAAGAAGGAUUUUUUGAACUUUUUAAAUUCAUAUUGGAUUGUAAGAAACCAUAGAUGCUAAUUCUUAUAUUUCCAUCCCAAAGUAUUCAUAAUACUCUGAAAAUUGGUGUUUUCUGACUUUGUGAUUACCAGAACUCUGAGAUUAGCAUCUAUUUUUUCCAGAAGUCUAUAUGGUACUUUCAAGUUUGUUUUGUUUGUUGGUAUGUUAUCGAUUUAAAUCGGUAACUAUGCCAACCAGAGCAUCUAAGUUAACACUUUGCCACUGUAGUGAUACAUUAUAUCUUUUUCUGAAAAAAUACCUGGUCUUAAAACAAAGAUGGUAUUUGAAUUCAGGGUUUAAAAGUCUGGGGGCUCGUUAUAAGCUAGAAUGACCUAUUUCUAGUUUUGUGUUGCAUGAUAAAGAAGAGCUGUAACCCUUGCCAGCUAAAACAGACCAUUUUCUCAUCUUUACAAGCGUGUGAAUUGUAUGUUUUGGCAAAACAAGUGUUGGACCAGUUCAGGGGAUCUGAAAUACGGUCUGGUGUGUAUUCAGAUUACAUCUCUGGGUUGUGUUGGUGCUGCCUCAGUUAUUUUUAUUGGAAAUAAGCACCACAGACCUUUGAGGGCUGAAGGUUUUGGCACAUGAGUGUGAUUUAGUGUGCUGGCUGUUGCUUUCAGUGCUCCUUUUUUUCGUUCAGUUUUCAGGCUUUAGAUCUGUUAGGCUAUUGUGUUUUGUUAGCUUGGUUUUUUUUGAGAGCAUAGUCAUAUAACACACUACACAGCUAAAUCACCAGUUUUGCAGUGGAAUUGAUCCUGAUACAGGGUAACUAUUGACAAAUGUAUAAAUAUUGUACAGUUCUAUGAAGCCUUAUCAUGGUAUCGAUAUAAAAAAGAAGGUUGGUGUUUGAAAAAAGACUUAGAAUGAUAAAGAAUCAUUAUAUGUGCAGUAACCUUCCUCUCUCCAAUUGAUGUACAGAUUGGAUUGGCUUUGCUUCAGGAGUCAAACAUGAUGUUAAGUCUUUUUACCUUUACCUCUAGACUUCACACUGAAGUAGAGCUCUGACAAAGACUGAGCCCAAAUGUUUUACUGGCUUUCCUAUUAACUAGUUUUCUUAAGGAAAUAAAAGCUGUUUUUCCAUGAAAAUACAUUGUUCUGAAGUCCAGCAUUAUACUCAAACUGUUUUCUUUUCCUUUUGUCUACCUCUGUUAUUCCCCAGUAAAAUGUAAACAUAUAUUUUUAUAAGCUAUUCAUUUAGUUAUUGAGGCAUUUAAUAGUCUAUGGAGGGGUUAAUGCAGCUGUGACUUUCUCUUCAGCAGAUUUUCACUGAGACCGAAUUCUUUUGAUGUUUUCCUCUUUUAAAUAAUGCCCAUUUUAUAAAUUAAUCUGAACAUAAAGGAAAUGUUUUCACAAAAGUUAAAAUUACUAUUUUGAAGUAUGAUUAUGAAAAUCUUUUAGUAUAGAGCAGUAAUGUUUAGUACCAAAUUGUAACAAAUCUGAAGCUGAGCAAGCAGAGUUGCUUUCUAAACAUCCAUUGUUUACUGGCUGAGCAGCAUCAUAGAUAAAUUGCUAGGAAGUCAAAACCCCAAUGUAAUUUUCAUUGUAUUUGUUCUUUCUAAUGACUCACUCCUUAGAAGUGACUAAAUCAAACUUUUAGCCCAGUUUCUAAUUCUUCUUCGGUUCCGUUCCAGUAUUCCACAUGUUCCUUCAUCCCAUGGCUUUUGGUGAGAGGUUCGCUUUAAGAAAAGCAGAGUCCUCCCCUCCGUAUGGUAUGGAAACAGUAACUAGAAACGAUUUAUGGAUGAUGGUUGUUGCUCAGUUUUGACCUAGAGAAAUAGCUAUUUCUACGAAUUCACACGGUGUAACUAAAUGGAUGUGAAGCCACUUAAAUAUAACAGCAGGGAAAGAGUAUUAACUGGUAUUUCAGCAUAAUUGGGCACAGAUAAUCAUUUAACCAUGCAAUACAAAAUCAGUUGCUUAGCUUCAAGAUAUAUUGGUAGUUUGCUUUACAAUCAAAUGCUAUUUAGUGUUUUGCUGGCAAGGUGGUUGUACGGAGUUUGGAGCAUCCAUCAGCGAUUCUGUGGUUCAACAAAAAGCCCCAAAGAAAAGGUACAUAGGUUGUAGCAGGUUCUCGAAUGUUCAUAUACAGCUGUAAAGAGAGAAUUAGUUUCAUUUUGCAUCAAAAUGUUUAUCUGUUUCUCCUGCUGACUUUUUUUAAUUACUUUUUUUAAUUGAAUUUCAGUCCCUCGUACAACUUACAUUUUGUAUAAGGAUUGCAAUUCACUUAAAAUCAUUAGUAAGUUAAAUGCAGUGCAUUUUAGCUAAAACAUGUUAAUCUAUUUACAAUUACGAAUACAUAGCUUAAUUCACUGAAGAAAACUUAAAGGUAGUGGAUGCUUCAUAGGAACUCAAACUUGCCUUUAGAUUUUCCAGUAGAAACAAUAUUCAUACCCUGAAUUCUUGAGCUGUGUAACCGAACCGAAUUCUUAAAAAAUACAUAUACAUAUAGAUUUUAAUUGGAUUUUAAACUCUUGAUUUUAUUUCUGAAUUUGAGGAAACAUACUGCAGUAUGAUAAAUGAAUUAUGUAAGUUGUAUACUUGUGUUGAUUUGGCUUGUGUGUAUUUCAGUGCUCAUUAUACAAGGCUUGAAGUCUUACUGUCAGGAUACUCUGAAAGUUCUGUAAAAUAUUUAUAGAAUUAUGAAAUCUUUUGCAGCAAGUUGUUUUUUGCUCAUUCUGUAAUAUGAAAGUAUAUUGUUAGAUUAAACUUUUCAGUAAGUCGA